Molecule: messenger RNA, 1625 nt
Organism: Argiope bruennichi
Lineage: Eukaryota; Metazoa; Arthropoda; Arachnida; Araneae; Araneidae
Product: PI-PLC X domain-containing protein 3-like
Exons: 2
Coding region: 41-1063 (340 amino acids)
Biological process (GO): lipid metabolic process
Molecular function (GO): phosphoric diester hydrolase activity
Source: RefSeq, a predicted model, not a curated record
CAGAAACCAACUACCGGAAUCGAUCGGUUUUGUUGUGAUCAUGGAUUCCAACGACUUGGUCGAAGUCGAUUUACAAUUCGAUAAAAAUAAGAAAUGUCUGGAUCGAUGGAUGGAAAAUUUACCUGAAGAAGCACAUUCAUUGCCUUUGCACUGUUUGGCCAUUCCUGGCUCGCAUGACUCGUUAAGUUCCUCUCUGACUCCACAUUCCGAUAUAGCUCCUGAUGAUCCAGAACUCUACAAUUCUCUGUUCAUUCGGGCAACAAGUUGCCUGUCAAAGCGAAUCAUCUACAAUUGGAGUUGUACCCAAGCCUUUGAUUGCAAGCAACAGCUUGAAGCUGGAAUAAGAUAUUUCGAUCUAAGAGUGGCAAAGAAACCUGAAGAUGGACUCCUCUACAUUGUGCAUGGUUUGUAUGGGACGGAAACUAAAAACGUUCUUGAAACAAUGCAUGAAUUUUUGGAUACCCACCCCAAAGAAGUCAUUCUUCUUGAUUUCCAGCAUUUGUACGAGAUGAAUCAUUUUGAUCAUCAUAAGCUGUUACACCAACUUAUGGAAAUAUUGGGCUCUAUGUUAUGUCCUUAUGUUGCUGAUCUCACAGAAUUUACACUUUCUUGGUUAUGGGAGAGAGGAUUUCAAGUAAUUGUCUUUUACCGUGAUCCAGUUGCACAGUACCACCCUUUCUUGUGGCCUGCAGAGUCUAUUCCAAAUCCAUGGCCCAAUACAAGGAGCAUCAAGAGUUUGCUUGCUUUCUUGACGGGAGGUUAUGAACGAAGGCGAGAGGCUGGGAAGUUCUUCGUUUCACAAUCCGUUCUUACACCCAAUCUGUUCUAUAUCAUGAGGAAUCUGCUGGGAAAUCUGAGAAGUGUUUUGGUCAAUGAAAGCAAUAGGCAGUUACUUAAAUGGCUUGAAGACAAGCAUCCCGGACCACAUGGCUUAAAUAUAGUCAUCUGCGACUUCAUCGACUACAAUGACUGUGCCAUUCCUCAGACUAUUGUGAAUCUGAAUCAUAAGUCACCGAUCAUGUCCAAUAAUCAGCUGCGAAAGAGCAGAUAUGAGGUGAUCUAAUUUCAGUUUACGCUCUUAAAUUGUAAGCAUCAGUGUACUUGUGCAGUAUUAUCUUAUGUUUUUAUUUAACAUGUUGAGUUUUAAAUCAUUGUUGAAUGUUUAUUUAUUGGUGUAUUGCAUACCGGUGGCAGUCUGUAAUUAAAUGUGCAUGCAAGAUAUGUUUGGGGGACCAACAUAAGUGAUUGGAAUAUUUAAGUAUUUAUUUUGUAAAUAACAUUCCAAGUGUAUUGUAAAUCAAGACCUAAAGAUUGUUUUUAUUAUAUUAUUUUUUAAAAUGUUUUUAAGAUAAAUUAUUCCUGCAUGACUAAAAAACACUGUGAUAAAAUUGAAAAAGUGCUUGGCUAAUUCCAAUAUUUUAUUAUGCUGAAAUACUUUCUCUGAUUUUUUUUUUUUUCUCUUCUUAGUCAAAAUGUUAUCUUUUGCUCAAGUUAUUUUGGCAUAAUAUAUGCAUUUAUAUUCUUGAUGUCAUUUUACUUUAGAAAAGUGUUGGCUGCUGUGGUGUUAAAAUAUUGAAAUUUCUAGUUACCGAUAUAGCUUUCUGUAGAGGAAACAAAUGUAGUUA